CCGCCGGAAUUCUUGAAUCUGGAAUUCUUUCAACUUCAAAUUUGUCGCAUGGCGAUUUGAAGCAAUCUUUGUCAUUAUGCUGAGAGCGAGCUUAUCGAAGCGAGAGUCUUCAAUAUGCGCUUUCUGCCAACACCGCUUCUCUCUCCGGACGGCGACGCCACGGAGCAAACGACAACUUUCCGGAACGAGGAGUUUGAAGAACAAUGAUGGAUGGGGUAGCUGGGGAGGUGGUUGGGGUAGCCAAUCCAAGGCUCCUGCGCAAUCUCAACACGAUGAUUUACUAGAUCAGCACGAGGUAAUAGCGCGCAAGAGACUCCUCGAAAAACAGCAAAGAGAAGCACAGCAGGCACAACAGGAACAGCAGGCCAAACAAAUCCAGAAAGCUCAAAAAGACCAACAAAUCCCCGAACGACCAAAAUCCAGGACUAUUCUAGCUAGCUACGGGCCGAGACUGAUAUGGAAUCCGGAAAAGCAGAAAGCGAUAGAAAGGACAUUGAGCAACCCCGUACCCCCUCCGAAGCGUAAUGUGGAAAGGGUUAAUACUCGCAUAUUCGGAAACCUUCUAGAAGAUAACGCUAUUAAGAAAGAACCUAGCACUACAACAAGUAAUGCUGAUACUCCGAGGUCUUCGACGAAGGUUACCGGCGAUUCCGUCGCGAUACCAACCCUUCAAAACUUGCCUGGAACGAAGCCCUGGAUGUCAAUGCGAGGUGCUGUCGGUGUUGAAAGAAAGACGUCCACGAUAGGAAAGUCUAUGACUGAUAACCUUAUAAUCCCAUCACAACCUCCACGGCAUCUACGGUCACUACAGCCUCUACAAUCCUCACGACCCUUGCAACCCUCGCAACCUUCGCAGCCCUCGCAACCGUCGCAACCGUCGCAACCAGCCCAAACCCCGCAAACCCCACAAUCCUUACAAACCUCACAACCCUCAGAACAUCCACCAGUACCACAAGUCUCAAAACCAGCCCAAACCUCACAACGCCCACAGCUAUUCGGGGGCACUGGCGGAUCAGAUUGGGGCUUGUUAGCUAGGAAGUUAACCCCGGAAAAGCCUAAUAGCGAAGACUUCUGGGCGGCCUUGGAUAAGAACGUGAAGGAUAAAAAGGUGACGAAGCCGCAUGCAUCCAACGCACCGGGACAAGCGUUGGGGCAGUCUAAGCCUCGCGACCCUUGGGCUGCCAUGGGGGAGCAUCAGGAAAAAGCAUCGGAUCCUAAGAAUAUGUAUGACUGGGGAAAACAACUAGAUGAAGAAGACGAACGAGAGGCGAAGCGUGUACUGCAAUCGAGGAAAGAAGGGCCGCAAGAGCCAGAACCUGCAUCAUCUCCAGCGGCGUCUGGCCUCGAACAAGAAUCGAAAGGCAAGGUCCGCGACCGUGAUCGUGAAAGGAGACAGUCUCGCCUCGAACGAAAACAAGAAGAGGACAACCCGGGUCGCCGCGAGAAACGUCAACGGCGUGGUAAAAGAUACAGCGACGACGACGGCGAAGGAUUCGAUUACGAGGAUUACCAAGAAACACGUCGAAUGAAGGCGCGGGCCAAAGCGCAACGCGAGGCCGAGAGGGUCGGUCCCAUCCCUAUCCGGAUACCCGAAUUAAUCAACAUUAAAGCGCUGGCCGAGGCACUGAAGAUCGAACCGAAACUGUUCUUGACCCAGCUCGGCGAGCUAGGCUUUGAGGGAGUAUCCUUGGAAAGUCUCAUGGCCGGCGAGACGGCGGCCCUCGUCGCGCAAGAGUACGGUUUCGAACCGACGGUGGACGCCGGCGAAGAACUCGACCUGAAACCUCGCCCGCCACCGAAGGACCCGACGACCCUCCCGCUCCGUCCGCCGGUGGUGACCAUCAUGGGCCACGUCGAUCACGGGAAGACUACUUUAUUGGACUACCUGCGCAAAUCGUCCAUCGCGGCCCAAGAACACGGAGGCAUCACGCAACGCAUCGGCGCCUUCUCCGUGAAACUCUCUUCCGGAAAACCGAUCACGUUUCUAGACACUCCAGGACACGCCGCUUUUCUUACGAUGCGGCAACGAGGUGCCUACGUCACCGAUAUAGUGGUUCUGGUCGUAGCUGCGGACGACAGCGUCAAACCCCAGACCAUCGAAGCCAUCAAGCACGCGCGUGCGGCCAAGGUACCGAUGAUCGUGGCCAUCAACAAGAUCGAUAAGGACGGGGCACGGAUAGACCAAGUCAAGAGCGACCUCGCACAACAGGAUGUCGAGAUCGAAGACUUCGGCGGAGACGUCCAAGUCGUCUGCGUGAGCGGAAAGACCGGCCAGGGCAUGGACGACCUCGAGGAGAACAUCUUGACCCUCUCUGAGAUUCUAGAUCACAGGGCCGAGGUGGACGGACCCGCGGAGGGUUGGAUUCUCGAGAGCAGCUUAAAGUCGAUCGGCAAAGCAGCUACCGUCCUCGUCAAACGAGGUACCAUGCGACCUGGCGACUAUAUCGCCGCCGGUACAACGUGGGCGAAGAUCCGACACAUCCGCAACGAAGCCGGCGUCGAGAUUCGCGAAGCACCUCCGGGCUCCCCGGUCGAGAUCCUAGGAUGGAAAGACCUCCCAGCCGCAGGCGAUCAGGUCAUCCAAGGCUCCGACGAAGGACAAGUCAAGGGCGCGGUAGAGUAUCGCGAAGGUCUUCGCGAACGCGAAAAGGAAGCCGCCGCCCACGAAGAAAUCUCCGAGGCCCGUAGGCUCCUCCAAGAAAAGCGAGCUCGCGAGAAGGAGCUAGCGGAAGCAGGCGAGACCGACGAAGCCCUCCCAGAGGAAGAGGACGGCACGAAGAUAGUCAACUUCGUCGUCAAAGGCGACCUCCACGGGUCCGUAGAAGCGGUCCAGGCGUCGAUCCUCGAGCUCGGGAGCCACGAGGUGAGACCGCGCAUCCUGCGCUCGGGCACCGGGCCCAUCCACGAGUUCGACGUCGAGCAUGCGGCGAUGAGCAAGUCGGUCAUCGUCAACUUCGCGACCAAGACGCCGGGGUACAUCAAGCAGAUGGCGGAGGGGCAGGGCGUAAAGAUACUAGACCAUACGAUCAUCUAUCGCCUGGUGGACGACGUUAAGGCGACCCUAAGCAGCUACCUCGCCCCGGAGAUCACGUUCAAGGUCCUCGCCGAGGCGGAGGUGCUUCAGCUCUUCCCGAUCAAUAUUAAAGGUCGCCAGUAUAAGACCAUUGCGGGAUGCAGGGUCAGGAACGGGACGAUGGAGAAGGGCGGCGCGUUCCGCGUGGUUAGGAAAGGGGAGCCUAUUUUCGACGGCAAUCUGGAGACACUGAAACAUCUCAAGAAAGAUGUGACGGAGGUUAAGAAGGGCACCGAGUGCGGUAUCGGAUUUGAGGAGUUCCAAGAAUUCGAGGUCGGCGACGUGAUCCAGUCUUACGAGAGAGUCGAGACAGCGAGGUUUUUCUAGUUGGGUUGGCCAUGUUGAAUUGCAUCGAACUGUGCCGAAUUGCACCGGAGUUUAUCGCAUUGCACUAUAUCGCGCCGAACUGCCGGCGUACGAUUUGCACUGGGUGAAUAAAAUGGCGGAGAUCUUCGGUAAGAGAUUAGAUGAGCUUCUUUGUACGAUAUGCCGCAUAUUGUAUAUCGAAAACUAUAGUGGACUAAGAAUCACUGUACAUCUGGAGGCUGGUCUCAUACGUCUUGUCUUGGUAGGUACCUACCUAGGUAGGUAUUUAAUGGAUCGGAAAGCAUUAAAGGGCGGAUGGCAUCGGGCAGGCAUCAGCGGUGAUACGCGGCGGCGAUAGACGGCUAUGAUACUUAUCUAUAUGGUAGACGUCCUAUAUCUCAUGCAUCGAUGGCGUUGUCUGUUUGAGGUUGGUUGGAUAUAGCUGUACUAUGUAUAUAACGUUCAUGAGAUCCCCUCUUAUCUACUGGAAAUGGUUGAGUUUCGAGGCGUUAGAAAGGGGUCAUGAGUUGGUGAGAGUUGAGAGUUGAAUAAGUACCUAGUAGCCGAACAACCGUUGCGGAUUAUGGCCAUUCGCUACGAUUUCGAGCUCGAGGCAGGUCAUCUAGAGGAAUCUCAAUAGAUUUACACCUAUGUAUCCCCCG
Molecule: messenger RNA, 4041 nt
Organism: Annulohypoxylon maeteangense
Lineage: Eukaryota; Fungi; Ascomycota; Sordariomycetes; Xylariales; Hypoxylaceae
Product: initiation factor 2
Exons: 3
Coding region: 77-3400 (1107 amino acids)
Biological process (GO): translational initiation
Molecular function (GO): GTP binding; translation initiation factor activity; GTPase activity
Source: RefSeq, a predicted model, not a curated record